Molecule: messenger RNA, 903 nt
Organism: Penicillium diatomitis
Lineage: Eukaryota; Fungi; Ascomycota; Eurotiomycetes; Eurotiales; Aspergillaceae
Product: oxygenase MpaB family protein
Exons: 1
Coding region: 1-903 (300 amino acids)
Molecular function (GO): oxidoreductase activity
Source: RefSeq, a predicted model, not a curated record
AUGUCAUCUUCAUCCUCACCCCCAUCCCCCGUGGAUGAGAAACAAUUCGAAGCCACGGGUGCAACCUCUUCUCACGGCGCCGCCUCCAAUGAUUCCGGCCGUCUCCACGCCCUGGAACAACUGGAGAUUCUCCCCCAAAUCCUCAACGAGGGCAUCCUCUUCGCAGGUUCGGGCGCCGCUCUCCUCCUACAAGCUGCGUGGCCCGCCAUCCGUGAAACCGAACACCCCCAAGGCGGGCACAAGGCUCUCGCCACGGAACUCAUCGAGGCCCUCCAAACCCACAUCAGUUACAUCUCGACCCUGGUCUUCGGCACCCAGGCCGAACGCAAGGCCCUCAUCGCCCUGCUACAGCGCGGCGAUGCACCGGGCCUCGACGGAGGCCGCAACAAUCGAUUUGCGCACCACCCCGAGCUCAAACUCUGGAUGGCAGCCACCCUCUACGCCACCGCCACCGACUUUUACCAGCGCGUUUACGGUCGCGUCGACUAUCAGACCGCGCAGCAUGGAUACGCCGAGUUCACCCUGUUGAUCAGCUACCUUGGGGUUCCCCCGGGCAUGUGGCCCGAGACUCGCCAGGCGUUCUGGUCCUACUGGGAUGAUCAGAUCUCCCGACUGACCGUGUCCACGGACGCGGCGGCAUUUGCACGGGAUCUGCACGAGAGCACCAAGAUGCCGGGCUGGGUGCAGAGGCUGAAACCUUUUCUCAAGGCCGUCAUGGUCGAAAUGCUUCCGCCCAAGUUGCGCGAUGCGUAUGGCUUGCGGUCCACGCGGUCCACGCGGUUCUUGUAUCGGUCGUGGAUGGGCUUUGCGACGGCGGUGUAUCCUGCCAUGCCGAAUAAGGUGCGAUCGUAUCCCUUGAGGUAUUAUCAGGAUCGGAUGAAGGAGCAGUUGAAUGUGGUUUGA